AUGUCUCCUCAGCAGGACCUCGGGGCUACUCUCGCCAUCGUUUCCUUCGUGCUCGUCCUCGCUCGUCUUCCAACCUUAGGAAACAUCCACCAGCUCCCUACGAAACACCAACAUAGAACCUUAACAAAGUGGGCCGCAAAAUACGGUGAUGUAUUCUAUAUCCAAAUCUGCCACAAACCCGUCGUAUUGGUCAACACUCUGCAAGCGGCUCACGAUCUCAUGGAGAAAAGAAGCUCGUUAUAUUCUGAUCGACCAAGAACCGUUGUGUUCACCGAAUUAAUGGGCUUUGAGCCUACAACGUCGAUCCUGCCUUAUGGCAAUCAGUGGCGCUUGCAUCGCAAGUGGUUCCAGACUGCAUUCCGGACAAAAACCGCACAGUCGAGGCAUCGGCCCCUCCAGCUCAGGGCCGUCCGCCAUUUGCUAUCGGCGCUGCUAGACUCACCCGCCAAUUUUCGAAAUAAUGUCAAAAGAUUUGCAGGUGGCAUGAUGUUAGAAAUUGCUUAUGGGCACACUGCAACUAUGCUGCUACUCAUUGCCAAUAUUUCGGCCACAAUGGACAUUCGCAAGGCCCGUGAUGAAGCGGGCAAAGAAAUCAUACCUGAUUCGGCCUUCAUGGAUGGUGCUGUCUGGUGCGCUACGACGUACUGA
Molecule: messenger RNA, 648 nt
Organism: Fibroporia radiculosa
Lineage: Eukaryota; Fungi; Basidiomycota; Agaricomycetes; Polyporales; Fibroporiaceae
Exons: 5
Coding region: 1-648 (215 amino acids)
Molecular function (GO): heme binding; oxidoreductase activity, acting on paired donors, with incorporation or reduction of molecular oxygen; monooxygenase activity
Source: RefSeq, a predicted model, not a curated record